GUGCCGUUUCGCCGCGCAUUGCGCGUGUGCGGGCGCUCUUCCGGCACCGUGGGCGCUGCGUUGCCACGCAUCGCGCGUGCGCGGGCGCUCUUCCGGUGCCGCGGGUGCUGCUGCCGCGCGUAGUGCCUGCGCGGGCUCUCUUCCGGUUCUGCGGCGCCUCCUCGGCGUGUGGCGCGCUGCGGCCGCCUCCUUGGCGUGGUGUCGUCGCCAUUAGGGGGUGUCCACUCUGCAAACUCGGGUGCGUGGACACCCUGCGUGGCUCGGUGAAUUGUUCUUAGAUAUCUCUCCUAUUUAUAUUUUUAUUAUUUAUUUAUUCUACUCUAAGGGGGUGACCGAUUUGGAAACUUCGUGCGCGCGGUCACCCCAGGCAAUUUCUGGAUAUUUUUGGAAAAAAGUGGGGGGACCGAACUAAAAACUCUUGCGCACUGGCCCCCCACGCAUAGUAGAUUCAAUUCCAGCUCUCUUAAGCCAAAGCAGGGGGGGUCCAAUUUAGGACCAUAAGUCGCGGACCCCUCCUACCGAGCCACGGGACCCUCCACAGUAGUACACACACAUUUCUCAUAAAUUCCUCGGUGUGCCGGACCCGAUGGAGGUAACGCUGGAAUACCCACUGCCCAUUGAAUGGGAAAACAAACCGCGCUGCCCCCGAUGCUGGGAAGCAAGACUCGCGGGGGCAGCGAUACCGUGUACAGGGGGCGCCUUCAGCGACGCGGCGCACCUUGCAAAACAUCUCAAGGCAAAACACCCGGGGGAUUAUAUCACCUAUAAAUGCUCACUAUGUAACUUUAAGGGGGGAUCUAGAUACCCCCUUAAGGAUGUAAAAGCGCACUACGCCAAAGUCCACAGCGCGAAUAAUUCUUCAUCCUCCCGGGUGGGUGCGUCGCGACCGGGCACUCGCGGCAACAGUGACGUCGGUGAGCAGAGCGAUUCGGGUGCGCGUUCUCGCGUUACCGGCGCAACCGCGCGACCGAGGGGGAGUAACCCACCCGCACAAGACCCGCGGCAACCGAGGUUGUCCUUCCGGUCCACCCCACCGCCAGGACCAUCGGGGGCCACGAGAAGAAGCGCAACACCGCCAACCGCUGCAGCAGGGUCCCCCUCAUACGCGACGGUGACUGCGGGCGAAUUACCAUCCCGCCCACCAGCGCCAGUGGAGGCCCGCCGUCACUCCGCCGCACAAGCCAUGCCCCACACAACAACAACAGCAGCAGCAGCAUCAACAUCAGCAGCAGCAGCCGCCGCAGCUGCAACAUCAGCAGGGCCGCCGACGACCGCCACAGGCAAGCCUAGAGUGUUGUCGGUGCAGCUGGUGAGGCUGCCAAUCAAGAUCAAGGCCGCAAGGCCCGCGACGACGCGGGCCAAACCAACACCUCUCAUACGGCCCGCGCCGACUGGAGCGACGCGGGCGAGUGUGAGUGCGGCCAAUAGCCAGUCGGUCGCUACCAGAUCGGCACGCGCUCCCUCCCACCCCCCGCAGCGAACGUCACCUGUCGCGGGGGCAUCAGCAUCAUCCUCCACCACCACCAGAUGGAGCGGGGAGGGGGCACAGAGGUCGCCGCUCGACAGGCGGACCCCGCCUGCGCGUAAUGCGGGCGGGCAAUCCGUCGCCACGAGGACGCGACGGGCGACGAGCGUGCCGACCGAGAAGAGCGACAGCGCGGCAAGACUGGAGUGCGUCCCCCCGCACCCCCGCACAAGGGGUGCGGCCACGAGCAUCGGCAAAGCAGGGGGGACGAAGGAGAAGCCGCCCGACAGCACUCCGCCGACCAACGUCCAAGGCGGGGUCGCAACGAGGACGAGGAGUCGGGCGAGCAGCACUCCAGUCGAGAAGAGCGCACUAGAGGCGCGACUGGCUGCCCUGGACAGACCACCGCCUGGGGCGAAAGGCAGCGCGGCGUCGCGGAGCGCGAGUGACACGGCACAGCAAGGAACAUCGAGAGAGUCACCCGCGCGGUCCCCCAGUCUGCCGCAGACCACCCGCGGCAGCCCAACGGGGGGCCGAUCCAACAUCCAUCCCGCGACGUCGCUCCCGGCAACACUGACGACCUGCACGGUGACAACUACAACGUGCGGGGGUCCAGUGAUGUCCACUGGACUCCCCGUGGGAAAGGGCCGCAGUCCACCGCGGCCAUCCCUCCUGCCUACCAUCCUGGAGGCGUCACCGUGCGUGGCGGCCGUCCCGACAACACCCGGCGAGCAGAGGACCUCCCCGCAGACAGCGCCAUCGUCGCCGGGGGUGGGGGUCCGGCGGCGGCGGGGCGCGGCCAUCAUCCUCUCAUCCGACAGCGAGGGGGACGAGGGUGAACCGUGGAGGACACACCGAGGGAGAAGAGCGGGAAGAAGACACACUCCACCUGGUCUCCCCCCAAACUCGCGGUCCCCUCCGGUCGCGCACGCGAGACCGACGCCCGAAACCGCGAAAACAGCGUCGGCGAACUCCCGCGCUAACGCGAGCCCGCGUGGGAGUUUUAGCGAUACCAACAACAAUAGUUUUGAAGAUACGGUCCAUUCCAGCCAAUCCGUCCGACCACCACCAUCGACGGAGGCGGCAAGUCGUCGCGGGACAUCGCUGGAGGACCGUGUAGGAGGAGACACCGGGAAUGGUGCUGCGCGGGUAAGUGCCGAACACCCGUGUGCUCCCGUAUGUGCCCGCGGUGUGAUGGGUCGGCGGGCGCAACCGUUACCCAUCGUGCCACCCCGUGAGGAAGGCGGAGCACCUCCGAACCUUGUCGGUCGUCACGGGGGCCGGGAGCGGCACCACGGUCGGCGGCGCGUCGACGCACCGGUCGCUCAGCCGUCUCGGGGCUACCCCGUGCCUGUUGCUGUCGUCAGGCAGCGCAGGCGCGAGUUGGUGGCCGACCGAGACGCGCUGGUCGAACGGGCGGCGAACGUCGCUACGAUUGCUGACCUGGAGGCGUACGCGGCUUCGGUCGCUGCGUGGUUCGGGGAGGACGCAACGGAAGGGGCCGGCGGUGCCGCGCCCGGCGUCCAAGGCCGGCCAAAUCGGCGGCGGAACGCCGGGGCGCGUCGGGGGGCGAGGGGAGGUGUGCCUCCGGGGGGAGAGGGUGACAGUCGUGCGGGGCAAGCUUCACUUGGCCCCGCGACGUCACAGGAGGAGCACGGGGGCUGGGUGCGCGAGGCCAAGCGCUUACAGGCGCUGUACAGGACAAACCGUCGCAAGGCAGUGCGAGAGAUCCUCCAGGGGCCUGCUGACCUCUGCCAGGUGCCCAGGCAGCAGGUUCAGGAAUAUUUCGAGCGCUUGUACCGCGGCGGGGAGGAUCUGGCCGGCGGCGGCGUGCAGGCUGAGCCCACUGACCCCUCGGACGUAGCGGGGGAGUUCGAAUACCUCGCGGAUCCCGAGAUGAUCUUGGAGUGCCGGGGUCCCAGAGGCGCCACGGUGAAGAUUCCGCCUGGUGCGCGCGCCCAGGUAGUGGGUCGGUUGCGCUCAGCUGUAGCGGAAUAUUACGCGAGUACCUUGCUCGCGAAGCGAGAUCAGGGUAAGGUCUUCGAGGUGUCGUCGCGGUGCCGAGUGAGCAAUCACUUUAUCCGUGGCGGCAGCUUUACCCGCUUCGCCGAUUGGCGUUUUAUCCACAAGGCGCGGCUGGACGUGCUCCCUCUCAACGGCGCGCGCCGUUGGGGGGAUGGAGACAAGCGCUGUCGUCGUUGCGGGGAAGUAUCGGAGACAUUACCCCACGUGCUCUGCCACUGCGGCGUCCACUCUGCCGCAAUACAGCUGAGGCACAAUGCCGUCUUGCACCGCCUCUGGAAGGCUUGUCGUAUGCCGGGGGAAAAGCGGGUAAACCAGCGGAUCGAGGGGAUCGACGGGGAACUUGGCGAGCUACGACCUGAUCUCGUGAUCAGGCACGAGCCCUCCAAGAGUGUCGUCAUAUGCGACGUGACGGUGCCCUUUGAGAACCGUUGGGAGGCUUUCGAGGACGCUAGGGCGAGGAAAAUAGCCAAGUACUCGCCACUAGCUGAGGAGCUCCAGCGCAGGGGGUACCGUGUGGUCGUGACGGCCUUCGUCGUCGGUGCCCUCGGGUCAUGGGAUCCGAGAAACGAAGCGGUGCUGAGACUGCUGCGGAUUGGCACCCCGUACGCGUCACUGAUGCGCCGUCUGAUGGUCUCGGAUACCAUCCGCUGGUCCAGGGACAUCUACGUGGAGCACGUGUCUGGCACUCGCCAGUACCGGGCUCCUCCUCGCCCCGCCGGUGGUGGAUUUGCGACGCCGCCUCGGGCCAUUCGCCGACGCUGGCUCGCCGACGAAGGGACUCAGAAUAUUAAACUGAUUUUUGGAGCCGGGUGGGUGUCCGGAGCUUGCUCCGACCCCGCCGCGGGUCGACUGGGCAUUGCAGUGCCGUCCAGUUCGGCCCAUCGCGAGUGCGAGUGUCCAGUGCGAGCGGAGGACCAACCGGAAGGCUGGAGGCGCCCAUAUAGAGGACCCACACCGGAUCUGGCACACCGAUACCCCCUUAAGGAUGUAAAAGCGCACUACGCCAAAGUUCACAGCGCGAAUAAUUCUUCAUCCUCCCGGGUGGGUGCGUCGCGACCGGGCACUCGCGGCAACAGUGACGUCGGUGAGCAGAGCGAUUCGGGUGCGCGUUCUCGCGUUACCGGCGCAACCGCGCGACCGAGGGGGAGUAACCCACCCGCACAAGACCCGCGGCAACCGAGGUUGUCCUUCCGGUCCACCCCACCGCCAGGACCAUCGGGGGCCACGAGAAGAAGCGCAACACCGCCAACCGCUGCAGCAGGGUCCCCCUCAUACGCGACGGUGACUGCGGGCGAAUUACCAUCCCGCCCACCAGCGCCAGUGGAGGCCCGCCCAGCAGCCGCCGCAGCUGCAACAUCAGCAGGGCCGCCGACGACCGCCACAGGCAAGCCUAGAGUGUUGUCGGUGCAGCUGGUGAGGCUGCCAAUCAAGAUCAAGGCCGCAAGGCCCGCGACGACGCGGGCCAAACCAACACCUCUCAUACGGCCCGCGCCGACUGGAGCGACGCGGGCGAGUGUGAGUGCGGCCAAUAGCCAGUCGGUCGCUACCAGAUCGGCACGCGCUCCCUCCCACCCCCCGCAGCGAACGUCACCUGUCGCGGGGGCAUCAGCAUCAUCCUCCACCACCACCAGAUGGAGCGGGGAGGGGGCACAGAGGUCGCCGCUCGACAGGCGGACCCCGCCUGCGCGUAAUGCGGGCGGGCAAUCCGUCGCCACGAGGACGCGACGGGCGACGAGCGUGCCGACCGAGAAGAGCGACAGCGCGGCAAGACUGGAGUGCGUCCCCCCGCACCCCCGCACAAGGGGUGCGGCCACGAGCAUCGGCAAAGCAGGGGGGACGAAGGAGAAGCCGCCCGACAGCACUCCGCCGACCAACGUCCAAGGCGGGGUCGCAACGAGGACGAGGAGUCGGGCGAGCAGCACUCCAGUCGAGAAGAGCGCACUAGAGGCGCGACUGGCUGCCCUGGACAGACCACCGCCUGGGGCGAAAGGCAGCGCGGCGUCGCGGAGCGCGAGUGACACGGCACAGCAAGGAACAUCGAGAGAGUCACCCGCGCGGUCCCCCAGUCUGCCGCAGACCACCCGCGGCAGCCCAACGGGGGGCCGAUCCAACAUCCAUCCCGCGACGUCGCUCCCGGCAACACUGACGACCUGCACGGUGACAACUACAACGUGCGGGGGUCCAGUGAUGUCCACUGGACUCCCCGUGGGAAAGGGCCGCAGUCCACCGCGGCCAUCCCUCCUGCCUACCAUCCUGGAGGCGUCACCGUGCGUGGCGGCCGUCCCGACAACACCCGGCGAGCAGAGGACCUCCCCGCAGACAGCGCCAUCGUCGCCGGGGCCAAUCCGUCCGACCACCACCAUCGACGGAGGCGGCAAGUCGUCGCGGGACAUCGCUGGAGGACCGUGUAGGAGGAGACACGCGGGAAUGGUGCUGCGCGGGUAA
This is a messenger RNA of Solenopsis invicta (red fire ant), 5935 nucleotides long. RefSeq lists its product as uncharacterized. NCBI's taxonomy places the organism in Eukaryota, Metazoa, Arthropoda, Insecta, Hymenoptera, Formicidae. The record is from RefSeq and is a predicted model, not a curated record. The coding region runs from base 587 to 5935 and encodes 1782 amino acids. The transcript has 7 exons.